Molecule: messenger RNA, 1512 nt
Organism: Labrus bergylta (ballan wrasse)
Lineage: Eukaryota; Metazoa; Chordata; Actinopteri; Labriformes; Labridae
Source: RefSeq, a predicted model, not a curated record
AUGAGGGUUUACAAGAAGACCAGUGGAAACGGAGGGCUGACCCUCUACCUGGGCAAGAGAGACUAUGUGGACCAUGUGAUCAAUGUGGACCAAGUUGACGGUGUUGUAAAGCUGGACACAACAGAUUUUGGAGACAGGAAAGUCUUCGUGCAGCUGGCAUGUGCCUUCCGUUAUGGCACUGAAGACCUGGAUGUGAUGGGCCUAUGCUUCAGGAAGGACAUCUGGAUCAAUCACGUCCAGAUCUACCCUGAGUGCCACAAACCUGCUCAGAGCGCCAUGCACGAGACCCUGCUGAAAAAGGCUGGAGACAGUGCAUAUGCUUUCUCUUUUGAGAUCCCCACCAACCUGCCAUGCUCAGUCUCUCUGCAGCCUGGACCAGACGACAAGGGGAAGGCUUGUGGUGUCGACUUUGAAGUUAAAACUUACCUUGCCAAGGAAAAGAGCAACGCUGAUGAGAAGAUUGAAAAGAAAGACACUGCUCGCCUCAUCAUUCGUAAGGUCCAGUAUGCCCCCUCCCAGGUCGGCGCGGGGCCGAAGGCAGAUCUCUGCAAAAGUUUCAUGAUGUCCGACAAGCCUGUUCAUCUAGAAGCCUCAAUGGAAAAAGAUCUCUACUUCCAUGGUGAAGUAAUCCCAAUUAAAAUCAAAAUCAAUAAUGAGAGCAACAAAACAGUCAAGAAAUUCAAAAUCAGCGUGGAACAAACCACAGACAUUGUCCUCUACUCUGCAGACAAAUACACCAAGCAAGUUUUUUGCCAAGAGUUUGGGGAAACAGUGGAUUCCAACGGCACCUAUGAGAAUACUCUGUCCAUCACCCCCCUGCUCUCUGACAACAAGGAGAAACGGGGGCUGGCACUGGAUGGACGACUGAAAGAUGAGGACACCAACUUGGCCUCCACCACUAUGCUGCGAAUGGGUUUAGAAAAAGAAGUGCUGGGAAUCCUGGUCUCCUACAAGAUUAAAAUUAACCUCAUGGUGGCCGGAGGAGGCUUGCUGGGCGGCCUCACCUCCAGUGACGUCACAGUGGAGCUGCCAUUGAGUCUCAUGCACCCCAAACCAGAAGAGUAAAGACAAUACACCACUUGUCUUGAAAGAAAACUCCCCAUAGUCAAGAGAGGAUGUUACCCCAGAGGUUGAAAAGAACUCGCAGAUUGACAGUAAGAAGGGUAAAAGACACAAAACCAAGACAAAGAUGAUGGAUGAGGCCGAUGUAAUGAAACCCUAUAACCAUAAACAUACAGCUGACGUCUAAACACCUUACAAGGACAAAAGAUGUAAUCAAGAUGCAACAUCUGACCUUAACAGAUUGUAUUGUUUAUGUUUUUCUGUGUUUAAUUGUUGUUAUAGUGAGAGCAUUUUAAUUGUAAAAUAGUUUCCAACAUUUAGAGACCAAAGACUGCUGUAGAACCAAACAAAUAAAAGUCUUUUUCACUUAACUGCAGUGUAUGAGUGAGGGGGGAGAUAGGAAAUCAGUCAAAGACCCUAAAAACCACUGUGCUUUGGAUUACAGUGAUA